Molecule: messenger RNA, 1113 nt
Organism: Sitodiplosis mosellana (orange wheat blossom midge)
Lineage: Eukaryota; Metazoa; Arthropoda; Insecta; Diptera; Cecidomyiidae
Product: BTB/POZ domain-containing protein 6-like
Exons: 1
Molecular function (GO): protein binding
Source: RefSeq, a predicted model, not a curated record
AUGGCUGUCCAAGUGUUUACGCGUGAAAAUAAACUGAAACAACUCGGAUAUGAGCAUUUGUAUCUGAAAACCAAAAUGUCUGAUCUGAACUUUGUUUGCGGUGGCGAUCGAUCGACAAAUAUCCCCGGUCAUAAAUUUUUACUCUCAGUUGCGAGUCCAAUAUUUGAGGCUAUGUUCUACGGUUCCACUAAACCAUCGAACGACAUCCCGAUUGAUGGCGUAUCUACCGAGGCUUUUAAAGAAUUCCUACAAUUGUUUUACCUCAACAAAGUGCAGCUAACAUCGCUGAAUAUCAUCGAAGUGGUGGAAUUAUGCAAGAAAUACGAAGUGGCUGAUGGUUUAAGCGUUUGUGAGUCUCCAUUGGCAGCAUAUUUAAUUACAAAUCUCAAUGACACCUGCUUAAACUAUGGUAAGGCUCUUAAUCUGAACGUACCGAGUGCAAUUCGCAUUUGUGGCCUGAAAAUCGGUGAAAAUGCAUUCGAAGUGUUGAAGUCAACCAGUUUCUUGAAAUGCGAUCGAAAGCUGUUGGACAAAAUUUUGGAAAUAGUGGCAUCAAAAUGUAGCCCAUCUGUGAUUGUCGAGUCAUGUAUGGCUUGGGCAAAAGCUGAAUGUGUACGGCAACAAUUGGACAUUACAACGGUCAAUUUAAAAGCUCAACUCAAGGAUUCAUUGAAUCGAAUUCCAUUUGAUAAACUCAGCACCGAACAGUUUUCACAGCACAUCAAAACGUACAAGCGCUUUUUCGUCGAAGACGAACUGGAAUCAUUGGUUUUGACUGCAAUGUCAAAGAAGGCAAAGUUGUGCGAUCUAGUGAACAAAUUUGAUCCAUCAAUGCAUUUGGUGGAUUGUGAUCGUCGAUUGAAGACCAGCGCAAACGAUUCAUAUCAAAAACUCAUUAUGCCACAUUCAAUCACCUUCAUGUCUAGUGCUGAGCUUGUACUUAAGGAGUUCUUCAUCGCAAAAUUGGUACGUGGCGCUGCUUCGCAAACUGUUACGUAUAGCAGUAUUAAAGCCCCAGAUGGAAAGAUAUCAACAACAGUCACAUGCCGUCCAAAUUUUGUUACUUGCCGCGCAGAAGUUAUCGAAGGUGGAUCCUCAUUGGCAUCACAUGAA